AUGCCGGAGUGGUGCGAGGCGGAAGGCAAUUUGACAGCAGACACCGUCAAUGUGCGUGAUGAGCUUUGCCGGGUGCUCCGAGAUCGGGGGGGCGGAAGCCUCCUCCGCGGUUGGAGGAACGAACUCGACCCGGAUUUCCUGUUGAGCGUGUCGUACAAGGAGGUCGUCCGCGUGGCAGCAUCCUUUGGUUUGCAGAUGUCAGAGGACCUGAGCUUUGUUGAUCAAGAGCUUUUGUUUUCUUGGGAGUGCGCACUCUUGAUCGAGAUGUAG
Symbiodinium natans is the source of this 270-nucleotide messenger RNA. The record is from the annotation of a GenBank genome assembly. NCBI's taxonomy places the organism in Eukaryota, Dinophyceae, Suessiales, Symbiodiniaceae.